Molecule: messenger RNA, 1477 nt
Organism: Zingiber officinale
Lineage: Eukaryota; Viridiplantae; Streptophyta; Magnoliopsida; Zingiberales; Zingiberaceae
Product: pentatricopeptide repeat-containing protein At3g25210, mitochondrial-like
Exons: 1
Coding region: 72-1262 (396 amino acids)
Molecular function (GO): protein binding
Source: RefSeq, a predicted model, not a curated record
GAGGCCGAAAAUUGACCCAUUAAUUUAUCUACUCUUCUAUCGAACCGUCGGUUGCUUUGCUUCCAUCGUCGAUGGCGAUCCUAGUCCGCCCCAAGCAUCUCCGCCACCUCCUCUACCGAAACCCUAAUUCUGCCGCCGUUGGCCUCCUCCUGCUCCCCCUCUCUCGCCAUUUCUGCGAUGCCUCUUCACUCAGACCUAAUUCUAGCCCUAGCUCCGAUGCUCGGUCGCGUACUCCCCUCGAGAAGCAAUUUGACUCAUGGGUCGACCGCCUCCGGCCGGGGUUCACCUCCAAUGACGUAGCCGAAGCCAUUCGAGCGCAAUCCGACUCUGAUCUCGCUCUCGACCUCUUCCGAUGGACCGCCCUCCGCCCUGGCUACCGCCACGACGGCCCCGCCUAUCUCGCCAUGCUCCAGGUCGCCGUCUUCAACCACCGCUACUCCCAGGCGGAGAUUCUUGUUGACGAGAUCCUCGCCGGCGCCUGCCCCCCGGAUCUACCCCUCUUCAACACCGCCAUCCGCUUUUGCUGCUCCCGCCGCCCACUUUUCUCCCGCGCCUUCGAUCUAUACAAGCGGAUGCAGCAGCGCCGGGGUAGCAGCGGCAGCAGCAGCAGCAGCAAUGCCCCGGCGUGCCGGCCAUCCAUAGAAACCUAUUCGAUGCUCCUGGCGGCGGUUCUCCGCCGGAUCGGCAAGCCGCCGGUCUCCUACGUGUACCUCCACUCCGUCCGCUCGCUGGCGCGGCAGAUGAAGUCUUCGGGCGUGAUCCCGGACACCUUCGCGCUCAACCUCAUCAUCAAGGCCUACGCGCGGUGCCUGGAGAUGGAGGAGGCCAUCCGAGUAUUCAGGGAGAUGGGGCUCUACGGGUGCGAGCCCAACGAGUACUCCUACGGUUACAUCGUGCAAGGGCUUUGCCAGAAGGGGUGGUUGGAGAAGGCAAUGAACUACUUCAAGGAGAUGAGGUCGAAGGCACUAGUGCCCACGGCGACUAUAUACAUGGCGGUGAUCUGCAGCCUGUCGCUGGAGCGGCGGCUAGAGGAGGCGGUCGAGGUGGUAUUCGACAUGCUGGAGAACCGCAAGGCGCCAGACAUUCUGACCUACCGGACCUUGCUGGAGGAGAUGUGCAGGGAGGGGCGGUCAGAGGUGGCGUACGAUCUACUGGAGGAGCUCCGGCAGAGGAAGGGCGCCAUGAAAGGAAGGAUGCACUCCGACUUGUUGGCCAGCCUGCACUGGGUUUGCCAGCCGAUUGCUUCUUCAUGUUUGAAGUAAAGUUUGGCCCUUUCUGAGCAUGAUCCGUUCCGGAAUCAUUAAAAAAAUGUUUUCUUUUUCGUUUUAAUUAUGCAAACGGGGAGACAUCAACCGCUGCAUUCGAUCGGCAAUAAAAGUUCUUUAGAAUGCACAAUUUUCAGUCAUCUGGAGAGGUGUAAUUUUGAUUCUUCCAAGUUAAUCAUCGUAUGGAUAGAAAGGUAUAAAAAUAUCUUUCA